Messenger RNA from Letharia columbiana, 639 nucleotides. RefSeq lists its product as uncharacterized. The coding region runs from base 1 to 639 and encodes 212 amino acids. The record is from RefSeq and is a predicted model, not a curated record. NCBI's taxonomy places the organism in Eukaryota, Fungi, Ascomycota, Lecanoromycetes, Lecanorales, Parmeliaceae. The transcript is spliced from 3 exons.
AUGAUGGCUCUUCCAAUAAUAUACAUCAACAGCUGGCCUGGCGCAGGCAAAUACACCGUUGCGAGAGAACUCGAAAAACAGAUGGAUGGAAAAGUUCGCGUUGUUCGCAACCACCUCCACAUCGACCUUGCUGGGGCGAUCCUUCCACGAACGAGUGCCGACUACCUUGAGCUGCGUCAUCAACUGCGCUUCGCCCUCUUCAACACUCUCGCCACAUCUCCGGAUUCUUUCGACCAUUUUUAUGUCUUCACCGAUUUCCAGACCGCCAACGAAGAAGGCAUAUCGGUAGCCUCAGAGUACGAGGCCGCGGCUAAGAAACGAGGCUGCGCUUUUAUCCCCGUCAUACUUACAUGUCAAGUCGCGGAGAACGAACGGAGGUUGCGAUCACUAGAGCGUCUAGGAGCGGUAGAGGGUGGCAACGGCAUGCUGGUAGAUACUGAUGUGCUGAAACUGUUCCGGGAGCGUGGGGACGUUUACAGGUUCCAAUGUUCCGAGCAGCUGGUCUUGAAUGUUACGGAAAUUACACCCGUGCAGGCGGCUGAGAAGAUCAUGCAGCAUGUAAGAGCGGUAUGUGGGGGAAGAGGGGAGGAGCGGAGGAAGGGGGGGGGUGGAGGAACAGGCAGUGUGAUGAGGGGGUGA